GGCUACUGUGCGCAUGCGCGUCAUAACUAGUUGCUUCCUGAAACCUUCAGCUGCAGGUAAGAAAGGUACUGCAGAGCUGAUGCCGCGACCUUGUGGACUCCGGGAGCCUGUCAGAAGCAAUCUGAUCAAUGAUGCCAAGGCCCGCUUGAGAAAGUUUGAUGUUGGGACCAGAUAUUCCCACUUGUCCUCUAAUAAAUACUCUAUCCUUCUGCCGUUGCUGGCCAGAGGAGGAAAGCUGUACUUGCUAUUCACGGUCCGUUCAGACAAGCUGAGAAGGCAACCUGGAGAAGUCUGCUUUCCUGGAGGAAAGAGGGACCCAGCGGACAUAGAUGACACAGCCACUGCUCUCCGUGAAGCCCAGGAGGAAGUGGGGCUGCAUCCCCACCAAGUGGAGGUCGUCUCUCACCUAGUGCCUUAUAUGAUUGAUAAUGAUGCGAUGGUAACCCCAGUAGUGGGUUUCCUAGAUCACAACUUCCAGGCCCGACCUAAUGCUGAUGAAGUGAAGCACGUGUUCCUCGCCCCUUUGGAUUAUUUCCUCCAUCCCCAAGUCUACUACCAGAAACACAGCAUGUACUUUGGCCACCCGAUCAUCAUGCACUGCUUCGAGUACGCAGACCCCGAGACUGGUGUGAAGUACCUAAUCACGGGGAUGACCUCAAAACUGGCUCUGUUGGCUGCCUUAAUUAUUUUGGGAAAAAGCCCUUCCUUCGAAGUUGAGUUUGAUCUACGUGACCUGACAUCAUAUUGUGAAAAGACAUUUCUCCGUAGAUAUUUUUCAAGCAAGUUGUGAAGACACCGGAACCCAAAAGAACAUCCAUGCAUUUUUUUUUUGUUUGUUUUGUUUUGUUUUGUUUUGCCUGAGCUUAUGCUCAGAACAACAGCGUUAGCAAGUGGCAUCUGACAGGUGUGAAUGCUUUCCUACAGUGUGACUGUGGAGGGCCUUGCCUGGCUUCCAGUUGCUGCUUUAGUCUUUCAAAACAGGAAAAAUGCACUGGCAGGGGAGUACAAUUUUACCCAUUAAAAAUGUCACUAUUUUAAGUCAUGUUAGGGGUAUCUGUCAUACUUAAUAAAUAUUUGU
Arvicanthis niloticus (Nile rat) is the source of this 1078-nucleotide messenger RNA. RefSeq names its product nudix hydrolase 7 (gene Nudt7). Gene Ontology annotation, biological process: nucleoside diphosphate metabolic process; coenzyme A catabolic process. Lineage: Eukaryota; Metazoa; Chordata; Mammalia; Rodentia; Muridae. Gene Ontology annotation, molecular function: coenzyme A diphosphatase activity; magnesium ion binding; manganese ion binding. The record is from RefSeq and is a predicted model, not a curated record.